AUGGCUCGUGGCGCGUGGGUUCUGGCCAUCGGAUGCAUGUGCAUGUGGGCACUGAGCAGCCGAAGCUUCGUGAAUGGACCCACCAAAGCUCGCGAAGUCUCCGUGGCCGCGGCUGCGGAAACCGCAGAGAUGCCAGGCAUCACCACAGACAUGCCGGCGGAGAGGCCUGGCUACUACCCAGUGGGCAACUCCAAGCAGACCGCGCCCUACGGCGAGCGUGAUCCUCUCCCUGAAGGUUAUGGCAUCCGCACUGGCCUGUCGGACCUCCUCAAGCCGUUGAACUCCGAGGCCGGCGUGGUGGCCAAGGAAGACAGCAUCCCCACCGUGCUGGUGAUGGUGACGGGCAUCGUGAUGCUCUUCUUGUUCUACUUGCUGCUCCUGCUGCUUGACAACCAGUCGGUGCUGCUGCCUCCUGAGGACGAGCUUCUGGGUCGCAGUCGGGAUUGGACACCUUGA
Symbiodinium pilosum is the source of this 456-nucleotide messenger RNA. Lineage: Eukaryota; Dinophyceae; Suessiales; Symbiodiniaceae. The record is from the annotation of a GenBank genome assembly.